Molecule: messenger RNA, 525 nt
Organism: Etheostoma cragini (Arkansas darter)
Lineage: Eukaryota; Metazoa; Chordata; Actinopteri; Perciformes; Percidae
Product: 1-phosphatidylinositol 4,5-bisphosphate phosphodiesterase delta-4-like
Exons: 5
Coding region: 44-505 (153 amino acids)
Biological process (GO): lipid metabolic process; intracellular signal transduction
Molecular function (GO): phosphatidylinositol-4,5-bisphosphate phospholipase C activity
Source: RefSeq, a predicted model, not a curated record
CUGCCAAAUUGUCGCGCUGAACUUCCAGACGGCGGGCGAGGGGAUGGACCUUAACGACGGGAUGUUCAGGCAGAACGGCGGCUGUGGCUACGUCCUGAAGCCCGGCUUCAUGAGAGACGCCGAGAAAACCUUCGACCCCGAGACUCGCCAGAAACGGGACGGCAGCCCCCCGGUGGUCCUCACCGUCCAGGUGAUCAGCGGUCAGCAGCUUCCCAAAGUCAACAUGAAAGAAGACUCGAUCGUGGACCCGCUGGUCCGAGUGGAGAUCUACGGGCUUCCUGUGGACCAGAACAGACAGGAGACCAGAUACAUAGACAACAACGGGUUUAACCCCGUGUGGUACGACACUCUGCGCUUCACCGUGCACGCUCCUGAGCUCGCCAUGGUGCGCUUUGUGGUCGAAGACUACGACAAGACCUCCAAAAACGACUUCGUGGGUCAGUACACGCUGCCGCUCCGCUGCAUGCAGCAAGGUAGGGUGUACUUCUACAGCUGCUACACAUAGUACAAGUACUGCUGAGAACU